GUCCUGCAUUUGUAAACAAUCAUUGGUGAAGAAAAUAAAGAAUAAAACUUCUUAUGAAGUCAAGUUUCACCAUCAAUCAAAAUAACAGUAACAAAAUGAAAGAUAAAAAAGAUUCUGGAGGUGAAAUUACUGUAAAUAAAGUGAAAUCUCUUGAUGAAGAUGGGGGUAAAAGGAAUCCUUUAGAUGCGGAAUUUACCAAUGAAGAAGAAAAUGCAACUGAAGAGGAAAUAAAAGAAGAAAUACCUCCUGUAUCAUUCUUUUCAUUGCCUGUAAACCUUCUCCUGUUUGGCAGCCUCUCAGAGACAUUGAUCAGCUAUCCCACCACUGUCAAAAACUACGAUUUAGGAGACCUUUUAAUGGACAAAAUGGUAGACAUAAUAAGAAGUCUUAGAGAACCUCGAGAUGAUACGAUAGAUUCUGAUGAAUUUCUUGACAGAAUUAUAGCAUUUGCUGUGAACAACUCUAUAGUCGGAGCAGUGAUGCUCGUUGCCACUUAUGUAUCACUGAUCUUCCGAAUCAGAAGUAAAUACUUAAAGUCAGCAUUGCAACAGGACAUAGGAUGGUAUGAUCUUCAACAAACUGGAGAUUUUGCUAGCAGAAUGUCAGAAGAUUUAAUAAAACUUGAAGAAGGAUUGGGCGAGAAGGUUGCAAUGUUCAUACAUUUCCAAAUUUCCUUUGUGGCAUGCUUGAUUGUGGCCUUUGUAAAGGGUUGGGAACUUGCUCUUGUCUGUCUUGUGUCAUUCCCUGUUACAAUGAUAUCUAUGGCAAUUGUUGGAGUUAUAUCAAGCAGAUUAGCCAAACAAGAACUUGAAGCCUAUGGAAAAGCUGGUACUAUUGCUGAGGAAGUGUUGAGUUCUAUGCGAACAGUAAUAGCUUUUGGAGGUCAAAAGAAGGAAUCUGAAAGAUAUUAUGCAAACCUGGUGUUUGCUAAAAAUAUCAAUGUAAAAAGAGGAUUUUAUAAUGGUUUGGGUUUUGGGUUGUUGUGGUUCUUCAUAUAUGCCAGUUAUGCCCUUGCUUUCUGGUAUGGCGUUGGUUUGAUUAUUAAAGACAAGUAUUCAGCUAGCACUAUGAUAACUGUUUUCUUUGGUGUAAUGAUGGGUUCUAUGAAUUUUGGCAUGUCUUCACCAUUAAUCGAAGCCUUUGGUAUUGCCAAAGGAGCUGGAGCCAAAAUCUAUUCAGUGAUUGAGAGAAAAUCACCCAUUGAUAGUUGGUCUGAAGAUGGUUUACGGCCAUCAAAAAUCACAGGAACUCUUGAAUUUGAAGAUAUUCAUUUUGAAUAUCCUUCAAGAAAGAAUGUCAAGAUUCUGCAAGGACUUAAUUUGACAAUUCAGAAUGGCCAAACAGUUGCUCUUGUUGGAAGUUCUGGUUGUGGCAAAUCCACUUGCAUUCAACUAAUUCAGAGAUUUUAUGAUCCACGGAAAGGCACUGUGAAACUGGAUGGCUGUGAUAUAAAGGAAUUGAAUGUUGCUUGGUUACGAAGUCACAUCGGUGUUGUUGGUCAAGAACCAGUAUUGUUUCAAACUACUAUAGCUGAAAAUAUUCGAUAUGGUCAUGAAACUGCAACUAUGGAUGAAAUUAUAGCAGCUGCAAAAAAAUCGAAUGCACAUGACUUCAUCUCGAAAUUACCACAGGGCUAUGAUACUUUAGUGGGGGAGAGAGGAGCUCAGAUUUCUGGAGGUCAGAAACAACGUAUAGCUAUUGCAAGAGCUUUAGUUCGCAAUCCUACCAUUUUACUCCUGGAUGAAGCCACUUCAGCACUGGAUACUAAUAGUGAAGCUAAAGUACAAGCAGCUCUUGAUAAAGCUAGUCAAGGACGUACUACUAUUAUUGUUGCUCACAGACUUUCAACUAUUCGUAAUGCAGAUAAAAUUGUGGUACUGUCUGGAGGAAUUGUAGUAGAAGAAGGAACACACAAUGAGCUAAUGUCACAAAAAGGUCAUUAUCAUGGUUUAGUAACUGCUCAGGUAUCUCAUGCUGAGGAUGAGGCUGAUGAGUCCCAGAAUACUGCAGAUGAAGAGAAAAGACAUCCUCUAUCAAGAAUGGUGAGUGUACGAAGUGAAAACUCUUCAAUUAUGGAAGAUCCAGAUACUAUACUACCAAAUGUUGAAUCAGAUUAUGAUAAAGAAAAGCCUCCACCUGUUAAAAUGCUUGAUGUGUUAAAAAUGAAUAGCCCAGAAUGGAUUUUCAUCACAAUUGGAACUCUAUCCUCAAUAAUUAUGGGAUGUGCAAUGCCAGUUUUUGCAAUUUUGUUUGGUGAUAUUAUGCAGGUGUUAGCUGAGGCAAAAGCUGGUGGUGACAGUGAUCAAGUUAGAAAAGAUUCUAAUGUAUAUUGCCUCUACUUUGUAAUUGCUGGUAUUGCUGUCGGAAUAUCUACGUUUUUACAGAUUUACUCUUAUUCAAUAGCUGGGGAAAAACUUACGAUGCGACUAAGAGGUCUUGCUUUUGAAGCCAUGAUGAGACAAGAAAUUGCAUGGUUUGAUAAUAAAGCAAAUAGCACAGGAGCCCUUUGCUCUCGAUUAUCAGGAGAAGCUGCAGCAGUGCAAGGGGCUACUGGACAGAGAAUUGGAACAGUAAUUCAGUCCAUUGCUACUAUACUGUUGGGUGUGUCUCUAUCAAUGUACUACAAGUGGAAUCUUGGCCUAGUUGCCUUGGCAUUCACACCUAUAAUCCUCCUAGGCAAUUAUUUCUCCAGAAGUGUCAUGACAGGUGAAGCUUUUAGCAAUCAAGAUGCUAUGCAAAAUAGUACCAAGUUGGCUGUAGAAGCAGUGGGAAAUAUACGAACAGUAGUGGGUCUUGGACGUGAAAGACAGUUUCACGCCCAGUACUUGAUAGAAUUAUUACCUGCUCAUAAACUUGCUCUAAGAAACACUCAUCUGCGUGGAUUAGUGUAUGGUGUGGCUCGCAGUAUUAUGUUUUUUGCAUAUGCUGCUUGUAUGUAUUAUGGUGGCACUCUUGUUAAAAAUGAAGGAAUGGAAAUUAGCAUUGUUUUCAAAGUUUCUCAAGCCUUGAUAAUGGGAACUGUUUCUAUUGCAAAUGCAUUAGCUUUUGCACCCAAUUUUGAGAAGGGAAUGGUUGCUGCUAGCAAAAUUUUCUAUUUACUGGCUCGUCAACCUAAAGUUGUUGAUAAACCAGUGUACACUGACCCUGACUGGGAAACACAGGGUAAUGUACAGUAUUCUGAGAUAGACUUUUUCUAUCCUACUCGGCCAUCUAUUCAAGUCCUGUCUGGUUUAAAUCUUGAUAUCUUAAAAGGUCAGACUGUUGCACUUGUAGGACAAAGUGGUUGUGGAAAAUCUACCCUCAUACAACUUCUUGAGAGAUUUUAUGACCCCACACUUGGAGUUGUUUAUUUGGAUGAUCGUGAUAUCUCAACAGUAUACAUGUCCUCAUUACGCAAGCAACUUGGCAUUGUCUCACAAGAACCUGUUUUAUUUGAUCGCACUAUUGCUGACAAUAUAGCAUAUGGUGACAACUCUAGAGAAAUUCCAAUUCAAGAAAUUAUGGAGGCUGCUCGAAAGGCCAAUAUACAUAAUUUUAUUACUUCUCUACCCAUGGGGUAUGAAACACGAAUGGGAGAGAAAGGCACCCAAUUAUCGGGAGGGCAGAAGCAGCGAGUUGCCAUUGCAAGAGCCCUCGUGAGGAAUCCACGUGUUCUCUUACUGGAUGAAGCCACUUCUGCAUUGGAUACAGAGAGUGAAAAGGUGGUACAAGAGGCUCUGGAUAAAGCAAAGGAAGGCCGAACAUGCAUUACUAUUGCGCAUCGUCUCUCAACAAUACAAGAUGCUGACUUGAUAUGUGUAGUUAACAAUGGAGUUAUUGCUGAACAAGGAAAGCAUAAAGAACUUCUGGCCCAACAAGGACUGUAUUAUAAACUUCAUGCUUUACAAAGUGGAAAGAGGUGAAUCUUCAUAGUUGUGUUUUGACAGGUGAUUUAAGGCCAUCACAGGACCAAACUGUGAACAAAUAACAUACUGCACCUUAGAGAUGCUUUAUUUUAAUUAUAUUUAAAUAGGGCUGAAAUUGUGCUUUAAAAUGUUUAGAGAAAAAUAGCAAUAGAUAAUCAAAUUUUCAAACAUUAAUUUUAAAUAUUUCAAUUACAAAAUGCCAAACAUCUGAUAAAUUUUGGUGCAUAGUAUUUAUGUAAUUCUGACUAAAGAAACAUUAAGAUUGGCUACUUUUUAUCCUACAUUGCAAUUUGAAGAGAGAAUUCAUUGAACCACAAAAAUGUGUGCACUCCUUAACAAUUUUUAUUGUGUGUAUUGCAUU
Molecule: messenger RNA, 4266 nt
Organism: Gryllus bimaculatus (two-spotted cricket)
Lineage: Eukaryota; Metazoa; Arthropoda; Insecta; Orthoptera; Gryllidae
Source: the annotation of a GenBank genome assembly